CACGACGAGGUGGGGGGGAAGAGUCCUUCAGAAACACGAGAAGAGUCGCUUUCAGAGGAGCAAGUACCAACAUGCCCAGAUUGCGGGACUUCCAAGCAGAUUGUAACAAUAUAUAAAAGUCGGAAAUUGAUCUUUAGCCACAGAGCUGUCUGGCGGCAAUGCAGCGACGAUGCGUUAUUACAUUCAAGAACGGGCUCUUCUGCAGAAACGUGUAAAGUUGAGCUAAACGAUUAAAUGAAGGCGUUUUAUACUGUGUUUAGUGGGCGCACAGCGGUUUUGCGCGUUUGCGUGCAACGUUCGCUCGUUAACGCUAAGCGAAAACACCAGUGAACGCUUCGCCGAUUCUGAUUAACGUUUAAUUUUGGGUUUCACACCAACCUUUAUUCAGAAUGAGCCAGUGUAAAGUCAUGAAGGAUGGUUAUCUGGAGAAGAGGAGUAAUGGACUUCUGCAGCUGUGGAAGAAGAAGCGUUGCGUUCUGUCAGAGGAAGGACUCCGUCUGUACGACAGUAAAGGCGAGAGCAGCAAAGAGAUGCGUUUCGAGCUGAUGACCACGCUGGACUGUGUGGAGUACAAACGGGGUCUGGUCUACUUCACCAUCGUGAUGAACGGCGGGAAGGAGAUUGACUUCAGGUGCCAGCAGGAGGGAACGGCGUGGAACGCGGAGAUCGCGCUCGCGCUGGUGCGCUUCAAAAACCGCGUCGCCGUUCAGACCGGCAGGAACAGGCAUUUGUCACAUCUGGGCAGCUGCGGGGAGGGAGACGUCGAGCUUUGAGGCCCAAACACAGCACUGGAUCCAGAAGAGAAAGAGAGACUGUGGACAAGAAAAUGAAGGCCCAUUGUUAAGGAAACACCGGAUGAAAGGCUUAUUCUGAACUCGUAUAUAUCUUUUGUACUUCCACCUUUUUUCACAGUGACACCUUUCGGCACAGUGGACGGAUUUCUGGAUGUUUUCGAAAAAGAUUUCAUGCACUUUCACUGCAUUAGUCAACAAGGAAAAGCGAGACUCAAUGGUUUGCUCUUCACCACAAUUCAACGCUUCACUCCUCACAGUGCCAGAGUGGAUUUCGGUGGCGACUUUACACUUUUGAGAGACGUUCUGACCUCGCGUGACAUGGAGGACUCACACUCAGUAUUAUAACUGAAAGCAUGAUGCUGCUUCAGGAGACAUUAGCCAUAGAUGAAGUAUGACUCACAACUGCACUCUUUAACAUUUCAGAAGUAUUUGAACAAGGGAUCUGGAUUCGUUCCCUCGCAAAGGUUCUUCAAUCGCACGGCAGACUGCUUUCCCUUGGAAUGCAUCCCGACUGCAUGGAAAACUUGAUGGAUGUGUUUUUAUUUUGUUUUCCAUUGGGCAAUGCUGUUAUUGCCACAAUUUUCUGCGUAUUCUUACCCAGAGCGCUUGCCAAAGUUAAAAAUAGUCGUCUCUGUGAUGGUUUAAGAAGAUUAAAAAGGAAGUGUUUAAUUUUUGUUUAACAAAGCUCGUUAUCUCAUUACGUACACAUUGUGCAAAUAAAAAAGAAAAAGAAAAA
Messenger RNA from Pimephales promelas (fathead minnow), 1530 nucleotides. It is a transcript of the gene phlda3, whose product is annotated as pleckstrin homology-like domain, family A, member 3. NCBI's taxonomy places the organism in Eukaryota, Metazoa, Chordata, Actinopteri, Cypriniformes, Leuciscidae. The record is from RefSeq and is a predicted model, not a curated record. Gene Ontology annotation, molecular function: phosphatidylinositol phosphate binding. Gene Ontology annotation, biological process: positive regulation of apoptotic process.